CCUUUACAUUUAGCCUUCCAAUCACAUUUCUCUCCCUAUCUUCAUACUCACAAUAAUGGGUUGGUCCUAAAACUUGUGACAGCAGCCUCACAAAACCAACCAUUUUUCCCUCACAAGUAGAUCCGCAAAGUUACUUACAACUAAAAUUUUCUAUUGUUUUUUUGCCUCUCUUUCAUCAGUUCGAGGCAUUCAAAGGAGCAGCACAAGGAGUAGAGGAAUUUGCAUAGUAGCUGAGAUGUCUGGUGUUCUUCUUUGGGUGAGUUGUGGACCCAAGGAGAACCCCAUCUCUAUUGUUGGUGUUGCAGGGAGAGGUGGGAAGAGCCAGAGGAGGUUUGGACUGUGCAAUGAGAUCACUUUUGCAAGCUUUUCACCUGCAGUGGCAGACCCUUCAAGAUCUUCAGAAGAGAGGGUCUAUGAAGUGGUGUUGAAGCAAGCAGCACUGGUCAAGGAACAGAACAAGGGUACUAAGAGAUCUUUGAAUUUGAACAAACCAAUUGAAGGUGAUUUCACCCAAGGGGAUCUGUUGAGAGUUGCUUAUGAUAGGUGUGGUGAAGUCUGUGCUGAAUAUGCCAAGACAUUUCAUCUAGGCACACAAUUGAUGACUCAAGAGCGCAGAAAAGCCAUCUGGGCCAUAUAUGUGUGGUGUAGAAGAACAGAUGAACUAGUGGAUGGCCCUAAUGCUUCUCACAUCACACCAAAGGCAUUGGACAGGUGGGAGAAAAGAUUAUAUGAUGUUUUCGAAGGGCGCCCUUAUGAUAUGUAUGAUGCUGCUCUCUCAGAUACAGUCUCAAAGUACCCAGUUGAUAUACAGGCCGCUCAAGAAAAAGUGAAUGCAAUUCAGCCAUUUAAGGACAUGAUUGAAGGGAUGAGAUUGGACCUGAGAAAGUCAAGAUACAACAACUUUGAUGAACUCUACCUUUACUGCUACUAUGUAGCAGGGACAGUGGGCCUUAUGAGUGUUCCAGUAAUGGGGAUUGCACCAGAAUCAAAGGCUUCAACAGAGAGCAUCUACAAUGCUGCAUUGGCACUUGGCAUUGCUAACCAACUUACCAACAUUCUCAGAGACGUUGGAGAAGAUGCAAGAAGAGGAAGAGUAUAUCUUCCACAAGAUGAACUAGCACAAGCUGGGCUAUCAGAUGAUGACAUUUUGAUAGGGAAAGUUACAGACAAGUGGAGAAGUUUCAUGAAGGGACAAAUACAAAGAGCUAGGAUGUUUUUUGAUGAGGCAGAAAAGGGAGUUUCAGAGCUCAGUUCUGCAAGCAGAUGGCCAGUGUGGGCAUCUUUGUUGUUGUAUAGGCAAAUCUUGGAUUCUAUUGAGGCUAAUGACUACAAUAACUUCACCAAAAGAGCUUACGUAGGAAAACUUAAGAAGCUCUUAUCACUGCCUGCUGCUUAUGGAAGAGCACUUAUAGGUCCCUCAAAAAACAUAACCAAAAUGGUUACAUCUAACUAAAGUUGCUCCAAUGAGCAUCAAAGUGUUUCAGCUUGUAAAUUCUGUUCACUGCAAAUCUCAAAGCUAGUAAAGUGUAUAACAUUUUCAAGUGUUAA
Vigna angularis (adzuki bean) is the source of this 1548-nucleotide messenger RNA. Its product is annotated as phytoene synthase 2, chloroplastic. The transcript is spliced from 6 exons. The record is from RefSeq and is a predicted model, not a curated record. Gene Ontology annotation, biological process: carotenoid biosynthetic process. Gene Ontology annotation, molecular function: geranylgeranyl diphosphate synthase activity. Lineage: Eukaryota; Viridiplantae; Streptophyta; Magnoliopsida; Fabales; Fabaceae. Bases 236 to 1453 code for a protein of 405 amino acids.